AUGAGUACUUAUUCACCAAAAGAAUCAAAUUGGAAUUCAACAAAAAAACAUACGCUUUCAUCGAAUGGAGAAUACUCAUCUCCAACAAAACGUUCUCGUCCAUCGCUUUCACAACGUUUAGGACUUGCCGAUGAAUCGGAUCCAUCCGAUGAUGAACCUUAUAGCCCAACAGAUAAUAAUUCAUUUGACACGCAACAAAGAAUCAUUCGACAACCACAAGCAUCACUAAGAGAAUCAACAUUAAUAGCAAGUGGACAACCUUCAAAAGCUAUUUUAGAAUUAUUGAAAGAUGACGAUGAAGAUGAAGAAGAAGAAGAAAUAGAAGACGAAGCUUAUAGUCCAUCACAGUUAGAUCCAGCUACGAUGGAUGAAGUUAGCCAUCAAUUAAAAGGAUUAAAUCAACCAUUAAGAUCAAUACCUAUUCCUGUGUCUCAACCUGCGACUUAUAUUCCUCCCAUUUCUUCUGCUUCAUCGUUACCUUUAAAUACUCAUCAACAAGAUAUGGAUUAUAGAGAAAAAAAGAAAUUGAGUGAUAAUACAAUAAAACAUGAAUUAAAUCAAAAUAGUUGUCGUAUUAUUCCAAUUCAUGGUGAAUGUACAGGUGUUGAUCCUCGUCUUCGUAUUCAUUCAGCUCGUCUACGUUUAAAAGUUCGUCAAUUAGUUUUAGAACGUCUUUCAACAAAUGAUUUAAUUGAUCGAAAUGAAAUUCUUGAAGAACUUGAUCACCUUGUUGAAUCACAUGGAAGAAGACUUUAUUGGUACAGAGUUAUUUGUUUUUUACAAAAUAUAUCUCUGACAAAUAAUACACCAAAACAAAUUCACUAUUACUUAAAAGAAGUUUCAAAAUUACUUGUUCUAACACCAAACAUUUCGAAAAUAUUGAAAAUAAAACAAAAAUAUCCUAAAACAAUCCCAAUCGAUACAAAUGAAAUACAAACAAUUAAUGAUCCAAGAUCAAAAACAUUUACAAUGAAUAACAUUCAUCUUAAACCUCUUCGAUACAAAUGA
Messenger RNA from Rotaria socialis, 1008 nucleotides. Lineage: Eukaryota; Metazoa; Rotifera; Eurotatoria; Philodinida; Philodinidae. The record is from the annotation of a GenBank genome assembly.